GUAGUCACGUGAACGACGACGUCAUCAACGAAAUGGCUGCCUUCUGUUAGUAAACCAAACCCCGAAGACUUGUUGUUGACAUUUUGUCUGCUUAAUCGCAAGAACCCCGCGCACAAGGCGAACGCACCCGGACAGAAACAUGUCUCCAAAGAUCACAGGAGAGCUGCUCAGGCAUCUCCGCCAGGUGAUGAAGAAUUGUAAAUAUUUUUCUGAGCCUCUUCAAGCUUAUAUCAUCCCAUCUGGUGAUGCCCAUCAGAGUGAAUACAUCGCACCAUGUGACUGCAGGCGGGAGUUUAUCUGUGGUUUCAACGGCUCAGCAGGUACAGCCAUCGUCACAGAGCAGUACGCCGCCAUGUGGACUGAUGGCCGUUAUUUUCUUCAGGCCACUCAGCAAAUGGACAACAACUGGACCCUUAUGAAGAUGGGACUGAAGGAGACGCCGUCGCAGGAGGACUGGCUGAUUAGUGUCCUGCCAGAGAACUCCAAAGUGGGGGUUGACCCUUGGAUCAUUGCCGCAGAUCAAUGGAAAGCCAUGUCCAAGGCACUGACCAGCGCGGGCCACUCUCUCAUAGCAGUGCAAGAAAACCUCAUUGAUGUGGUGUGGAGUGACCGUCCACAAAGACCAAGCACGCAGCUUCGUACCUUGGGAUUGGACUACACGGGUGUAUCCUGGCAAGACAAGAUCACAGCGCUGCGCGCAAAGAUGGCAGAACGAAAAAUGUCCUGGUUCAUUGCCACAGCUCUGGAUGAGAUAGCAUGGCUUUUCAAUCUCCGUGGUGCAGAUAUUGAGUAUAACCCUGUCUUCUUUGCAUAUACUAUUGUGGGGAUCAACUCAAUAAGGCUUUUUGUGGACUUGAAGCGUCUCGCUGAUCCAGCACUGAGAGACCAUCUGCAGCUAGAUACGCCCAGCUUAUUACCUGAGUUUCACAUUCAGACAUUCCCAUACGAAGCGGUCUUCACUGAGUUGCAGACCAUCUGCACCGCACUUGGCCACAAGGACAAAGUUUGGAUCUGUGACAAGGCCAGUUGUGCUCUCACGCAGGUCAUCCCCCAGGCGCACAGGUCCACCAUUCCUUAUACCCCUCUUUGUCUUGGCAAGGCAGUGAAGAACACGACAGAGAUUCAAGGAAUGAAAACAGCCCAUAUCAAGGAUGCAGUCGCUCUGUGUGACCUCUUUGCCUGGUUGGAAAAAGAGAUUCCAAAAGGCACUGUAACAGAAAUCUCAGCUGCUGACAAGGCUGAGGAACUACGCAGCCAACAGAAAAACUUUGUCGGCCUCAGUUUUCCGACAAUCUCCAGCGUUGGGCCCAAUGCAGCAAUCAUACAUUACAGGCCUCUGCCUGAGACCAACAGAACGCUCACCGUCAAUGAAGUUUAUCUCAUCGAUUCCGGAGCCCAGUACAUUGAUGGCACAACAGACGUCACACGCACCAUGCACUUUGGAAUCCCGUCUGCGUAUGAAAAGGAAUGCUUCACUUAUGUACUCAAGGGACACAUUGCCGUCAGUGCUGCCGUUUUCCCCAAUGGAACCAAAGGCCACCUGCUGGACUCAUUUGCGCGAGCAGCCCUGUGGGAGUCGGGCCUGGACUACCUGCAUGGUACAGGUCACGGCGUCGGCUGCUUUCUUAAUGUUCACGAGGGGCCCUGCGGCAUCAGCUACAAGACUUUUGCUGAUGAACCUCUUGAGGCUGGCAUGAUUGUCAGUGAUGAACCAGGGUAUUAUGAAGAUGGAGCUUUUGGUAUCCGACUGGAAAAUGUGGUUCUUGUUGUACCAACAAAGACCAAGUACAACUACAGAAAUAGAGGUAGUUUGACAUUUGAACCCUUGACGCUGGUUCCCAUCCAAGUCAAGAUGAUGAACACAGAGCUGCUCACCCAGAAGGAGCGGGACUGGGUGAACAAGUACCACAGGAUGUGCCGCCAGGUGGUAGGGGCGGAGCUGGAGCGUCAAGGCAGAAAGGAGGCGCUGGAGUGGCUCAUCCGAGAGACCCAACCCAUCGUGUGAAGACCACGAUGGCCGGGAGUACUGUGCCAUCUGGUGCUGUGCAGUCGUCAGUGUUUUUACGUGUCUCAACUUCUUUCAUGGCUCUUCUUUUUUUAACACCACGUCCUAUCAAGAGUUUUAUUAAAGAUCAAUGAAAAUGAA
Syngnathus typhle (broad-nosed pipefish) is the source of this 2146-nucleotide messenger RNA. It is a transcript of the gene xpnpep1, whose product is annotated as X-prolyl aminopeptidase (aminopeptidase P) 1, soluble. The transcript is spliced from 20 exons. Gene Ontology annotation, molecular function: metalloaminopeptidase activity. NCBI's taxonomy places the organism in Eukaryota, Metazoa, Chordata, Actinopteri, Syngnathiformes, Syngnathidae. Bases 140 to 2005 code for a protein of 621 amino acids. The record is from RefSeq and is a predicted model, not a curated record.